GCUCCAGGCUCUCAAGACGUGCUACUUACGAAAAUCACUGUCAAGAUGGCUCCCUCGUUCAUCGGCGCGGGCGUUGCCCUUUUAACAGCUCUUGCAACCGUCCAGGCCCAAGAUGUCAUCACCGAGGACUCCUACUUCUUCGGGGAGUCCCCUCCUGUGUUCCCUUCACCUGAGAUGUCAGGUGCUGGGCCCUGGGCAACCGCAUAUGCCCGGGCGAGAGCACUGGUGGCGCAGAUGACACUAGAAGAAAAGGUCAAUAUGACGGCAGGAACUACCGCCCCGAACGGCUGCUCCGGAACUAUCCCUGCCAUUGAUCGGCUGGAAUUUCCCGGAAUGUGUGUCAGUGACGCCGGUCAAGGCCUCCGAGGUACCGACUUUGUGAGCUCUUGGCCAAGCGGCCUUCACGUCGGCGCAUCCUGGAACAAGGAAUUGACUUACAAGAGAGGCAUGGGCAUGGGUGGGGAGUUUAAGAGAAAGGGAGUCAACAUGCUUCUGGGCCCUGUGGUUGGUCCACUUGGUCGAGUUGUCGAAGGUGGCCGUAACUGGGAAGGUUACUCGGUUGAUCCAUACCUUGGCGGCGCUCUGGUUCACGAGACCGUUGUAGGAGUUCAGGGCGUCGGCGUCAUAACGAGCACCAAGCAUUAUAUUGCAAACGAACAAGAGACGGACCGUAUUCCAACCACGAACAACUCUGCUCAGUCCAGCAAUAUUGACGAUGUCACGCUGCACGAACUAUAUCUCUGGCCUUUCCAAGAUGCCGUGCACGCUGGCACUGGAAACAUCAUGUGCUCCUAUCAGCGGAUUAACAACUCGUAUGGCUGCCAGAACAGCAAGACGCUCAACGGCGUACUGAAGGGAGAGCUCGGCUUCCAGGGCUUUGUGGUUUCGGACUGGUUUGCGCAACACAGUGGUGUUGAUGCGGCCCUGGCUGGGCUGGACGUAGCGAUGCCCAACGGUGGAGUUUAUUGGGGCGAUAACCUCACACUGAGUGUGACCAAUGGCUCUGUCUCUGAAUCGAGACUCGACGAUAUGGCUACUCGCGUCAUCGCCUCUUGGUAUCAGAUGGGCCAGGACAAAUCCUUCCCCGCCCCAGGCAUUGGCAUGCCCGCCAACCUGUCUCUUCCGCACACCAUCAUCGACGGAAGAGAUCCAACAGACAAGCCCAUCCUGUACGCGGGCGCUGUAGAGGGCCACGUCCUGGUCAAGAACACCAACAGCGCACUGCCCCUGAAGCGGCCGAGGAUGCUCUCCGUCUUCGGCUACUCGGCCAAAUCCCCCGACAAGAACAACUAUGGCGGCUCUACCUUUACAGCCUGGGGCCUUGGUCUCGAGGCCGGUGAUGAGGGCAUGUCUGCUGCCCUCACCGAUGCCUUCACAGGAUUAUCCAAGGAGCCAGUGGCGGCCAUCGCUAUUAACGGCACAAUCAUCUCCGGUGGCGGAUCAGGCGCAACUUCGCAGUCGACUUUCAUCUCACCGUUCGAUGCCCUCGUUUCUCGAGCUGACCAGGACAACACGCAACUCUUCUGGGACUUUAACUCACCCAUCCCUGACGUCAUGGGCGCAAGUGAUGCUUGUCUGGUCCUGGGAAAUGCUUUUGCAACUGAAGGCGUCGAUCGCCCCGGUCUCCGCGACGACUAUACUGACGGCCUGGUCCUCCACGUCGCAAGCCGCUGCGCAAACACAAUUGUGGUCCUGCACAAUGCUGGUAUCAGACUCGUCGACCAGUGGAUCGACCACGCCAACGUCACCGCCGUCAUCUAUGCACACCUGCCCGGCCAGGAGAGCGGAAAGGCACUGGUCUCGCUGCUCUACGGAGAUGAAAACUUCUCUGGCAAGCUGCCGUACACAGUGGCCCGGAACGAGUCAGACUACGGAGACGUGCUGCACCCGGAUCAGCCAGAAGGCCGCUUCGUCAAGUUCCCGCAGAGCAACUUCUCCGAGGGCAGAUAUAUCGACUACCGACAUUUCGACCGGGAGGCCAUCGAGCCACGCUUCGAGUUCGGCUUCGGACUGAGCUACACGACCUUUGGGUAUAGCAACUUGCAGGUCAGCAACAUCGCGACGGCCAACACGGCUACGUACCCGACCGGCGCCAUCGCCGAGGGCGGGCAGACGGAUCUCUGGGACGUCGUGGCGCGCGUGAGAGCCGACGUGACGAACACGGGCAGCGUAGACGGCGCCGAGGUAGCGCAGCUCUUUGUUGGAAUCCCCGGGGCCCCGGCGCGUCAGCUCCGCGGGUUUGAGAAGCCUCAAAUCGUGGCAGGCGAGACGACGACGGUGACGUUUGACCUGACGCGGCGAGAUCUGAGCGUGUGGGAUGUUGUUGCGCAGAAGUGGGGGCUGCAGAGCGGCAGUUAUCAGAUUUAUGUUGGUGGAAGCAGUAGGAACUUGCCACUGACGGGGAGCCUGAGCCUGUCUAAUGGGAACUAUACGCGAAGAAGGUGGAUGAGGCGAAUGGCUUAGAGAUGAGGUGAAGAGUGGUGAUGGGAGACGCGUUGGAGGUUAGCCAAGGGGUACGAGAUGUGGCCAAGAGGUAGGAGGAGGGCCGCCUAAGGAAAAAUAGGUUCUGGUAAUUUAACGCACUCUUUUAACAAAGAUUUUCAAAACUGUUGAAGGCUCUAGAGAGAUCUAUUCCCUCACAUCUGCUGUAAAG
This is a messenger RNA of Ilyonectria robusta, 2653 nucleotides long. Its product is annotated as glycoside hydrolase family 3 protein. The transcript has 9 exons. The record is from RefSeq and is a predicted model, not a curated record. Gene Ontology annotation, biological process: glucan catabolic process. Bases 46 to 2463 code for a protein of 805 amino acids. Gene Ontology annotation, molecular function: beta-glucosidase activity. Lineage: Eukaryota; Fungi; Ascomycota; Sordariomycetes; Hypocreales; Nectriaceae.